CAUGUAGACAAGCAGAAACCCCAGAUAAACUCAGAGCUCCAGAUUAAAAAGGUGAAGAAAAAGAAGAAGAAACACAAAGAGAGUGAGAGAGAGAAGGAGAAGUGGAAACGUCCCAAGAUGUACACCAGGUCCAGCCAGACCGUGUGUGCUGGUCUCCUCUCUGAGCUCCAUGCAGGCCUGGCCUCCAAACAACAGCCUCACCACCACCACCACCACCACGGCCACACAGAGUUCAAACCCCCGCUCCCCGUCCACCACCACCACACCUCCACCACCUCAUCCAUCAAACAGGAGAACUGCUACAGCCCCUCUCCAACUCUGUCCCUCUCCAAGCCCCUAUGGAGCAGCAGCAAUAGCAGUAGCAGUAGCAUUAGUAGUUGGGACCCAGCUUCCCCUAUGACAUCCCCCCUUCAGAUCCCCCAGCCACGGUGCCCCCAGCCUGGCUUUGAGAACCUGGAGUUGGCCCGCUUCAUCCACGUGGAGGAACAACCCAACGGAGGAGCCCUGGUGGCACACGCCUACUGCAGCGAGCUCUCGGCCCUGUCUCCAGCGGAGAUGCAGCAGUUCGCCCAGGAGUUUGUUACCCUAGCCUUCAGCGAGGACACGUCAUCCCAGGCAGCUCACUACGUCAUGGGCAUCAUCCACGGGGCGGCCUCCUACCUGCCAGACUUCCUGGACUACUUCUCCUGGAAGUUCCCCUCGUCGCCGGUCAAGAUGGAGAUCCUGGGGAAGAAGGAUAUAGAGACCACCACCAUGCUCAACUUCCACAAUCAGAUAAGCAGGAUCGGUCCUGGUCGGUCUGUUGAUGGGAGACCAGAUGCUGGAAGUGGUGUUGGAAGGCUAAUAUGAGGAACACUUUCCUCUGGGCUGAAAAAAAAAAUAUCCCAAUUCCCCAGGGCAGUGAUUGGGAACAGUCACAGGGUGCUGUCUUUUUGAUGGGAUGUUAAAUGGGGGUCACGACUCUCUAUGGUCACUAAAGAUCCCAUGACACUUAUCAUAAGAGUAGGGGUGUUAACCCUGGUGUCCUGGCUAAAUUCCCAAUCCGGCCCACAUACCAUCACGCUCACCUAGUCAUCCCCAGUUUCCAAUUGGCUCAUUCUUCACCCCUGUAACUAUUCCCCUGGUCGUUGAUGUAAAUGAGAAAAUAAAACCUGCAUGAAAGUGUGUUCAUCACUAAUCACACACGUCUUUGUUGAAGAAAAACAGUACAAGGUUUAUGUUGAGUUCUAACUAGAGAGAUUUAGCUGAAUGAAUACAAGCAACAAUCCUCAUUCAUUGUAAACAGGACCAGUCCAACGUUUGGACACACCUACUCAUUCCAAGGUCUUUAUUUUGUUUUUUACUAUUUUCUACGUUGUAGAAUAAUAGUGAAGACAUCAAAACUAUGAAAUAACACAUAUGGAAUCAUGUA
Messenger RNA from Oncorhynchus gorbuscha (pink salmon), 1411 nucleotides. Its product is annotated as PR domain zinc finger protein 13-like. The record is from RefSeq and is a predicted model, not a curated record. Bases 118 to 849 code for a protein of 243 amino acids. Gene Ontology annotation, cellular component: nucleus. The transcript has 2 exons. NCBI's taxonomy places the organism in Eukaryota, Metazoa, Chordata, Actinopteri, Salmoniformes, Salmonidae.